AUGGGGCCCUGGGCGGGGCCCUGUCGUGGAGGACUAGACUUUACCCUCUUGUUCGAAGAGUCCAUCUUCUCUAUACUACCCAGCGCACUCUUAUUCCUCGCUGCUCCCAUCCAGCUCAUAUGGGUGAGAGGAAAAACCAAAACAACACGGGGUGGGCCCCUUCUCCCCUCCAAACUGGCUCUCAUCAUCAUCAUGGGCCUCUUGAAACUCUCCCUCGUUCUCCUCUGGGCUCUCCAAAGCCCCCAAGAAAAGACCCGCACCACGUUGCCGGCGUCUGUUCUCAACUUCCUGGUCAUUGGGCCGCUCUUUGUCUUUUCUUGCACUGAGCACGUCUUUCGUAUCCGGCCCAGCGUCGUCAUCCAGAUUUUCCUCCUCCUCACCACCAUCUUUGAUGUAGCGAGGAUCAGGACCCUCUGGCUGAUGCCCGGCGCCAUGGCCUUUGCCGCCACCGAGUGCGGCGCCUUGGCCGUCAAGAUCGGCCUCGUCAUUGCCGAGGCCUGGCCAAAGCACAAACUCGUGGUCGACGAUCUUCAGCUUUACAGCGGAGAACAGCUGUCUGGAUUCUACAGCAAGACUCUAUUCCUAUGGCUUAUGAAGACCCUCUGGAACGGUACGAUUCCACCGAUUCCUGACCCCGCAGACCUCGCCGGCCCUCAAAACGAGGAAACCGCCGAGCGCCGGCGCACCACUUUCCGCACGCACUGGGCCCGCCGCCCGGACAAGCAAGGCAAGACCGCCCUCUUCGCCACGCUCGUCAAGGCCAUGCCCGGUCACUUCCUGCUCCCCUUUGUGCCCCGCGUCAUCAUCGUCGGCGUCACGCUCACCCAGCCCAUGCUGCUCCGCCGCAUGCUCGAGUUUGUGCAGGAAGACCCCGAGACCAAGGACAUCAACGUCGGCUACACCCUCAUCGGCGCCUUUGCCCUCGUGUACGGCCUCGCCGCCGUCUUCAACGGCUGGUUCCACCACGCGUGUAACAAGCUGGCUCUCGAGCUGCGCAGCCAGCUCGUCGACGCCACGUACAACCACCUCUUGAGGCUGAGGCUUUCCGCCCUGGACACGGGCAAGGCCACCACGCUGAUUAAUGUCGACAUGCAGCACAUCAUGGAUGGUUCCCUCAUCCUGCACGACAUUUGGGCUAGCGUGCUGACCCUGGCGAUCGCGACCUACAUGUUGUACAAGCAGAUUCAGCUCGCGUUCAUCGCGCCACUUUUGUGCACUUUGGUCCUAACUAUUGUCGGUGGCGCAUUCGGCGGCCCGCUCGGCAACCGGCAAGUGGCUUGGCUCGCGUCCACGGAAAGUCGAGUCAAGUCCACCAUGAACAUGAUUUCCAGCUUCAAAGAGGUCAAGAUGCUUGGCUUGGCACCCGCAUAUUUCAAGAGCCUCAAGAAAUUGCGGUUUGACGAAGUUCAACUCGGAAGGAAAUUCCGCCGCGUCGUGUCCGUUCUCAUCACACUGUCUGCCGCCUCAACCCAAGUUUCCAUUCUCGUGGCCUACGGUGGCUUCGCCAUCAUCAGCAAGCUUCACGGCGUGCCCCUCACCACCGAGACCCUUUUCGCUUCCCUGGCCCUCUUGCGCAUCUCCCUUGAUCCCCUCUUCCUGCUGAUCCAAGGCACCCCGCAUCUCGUGUCCCUCUUCAAAUGUCUCGGUCGUAUCCAGGACCUGCUCAAUGACGAGCGGAGGCUCACCGAGAGCUACCAGGAUCCGGCCGUGGGUUCGGGCAUCUACAGCAUGUCGUCCAAGACUUUGACCGCCUCCAGCGCGGAUUCCAGCCCCGAUCCUAAUAACCCCUACCCGCUUUACCUUAAUCAUGUGUCACACCUUGGUUUUGGCGAUUUCAGGCCCCCUCGUACCUCUGUCGGGUCUGGAAAGUCCACCCUCCUCAAGUCCCUUCUCGGUGAGCUGGAGCAAGUUUCAGGCGUCCGAGUCAUCCAACCCAACCUCAAGAUUGCGUACUGUGACCAGGAACCCUGGCUCCUUGACCAGACUGUCCAGAAGAAUAUCACUGGUGAUCUUGAAUAUGACCCUGAGUGGUACUCGACAGUCGUUGAGGCUUGUGCGCUCCAACAAGACAUUGCUCAGUUUGGUCGCGGCAGCGAGACAAGGGUGGGCAGCGGCGGUUCAGCCAUGAGCGGUGGUCAAAGAGCCGAAUUGCCCUCGCCCGUGCCUGGUCUGGAUCGCAAGUCGACUCAACAUAUCUUCUCCUCCCUCUUUUCCCACUCUGGUCUCCUAAACACGAUCCAUUGUGCCGUUGUCCUGACUACUCACUCUACCCAACUUCUGCCCCGAUUCGAGACAAUUGUCGUCCUCGACAAUGGCAAGGUCACCCACCAAGACGGCUACUAUGAGCUUCUUGCAGAGGGUGUCCUCAACGAGGACGCGCUGUCUAGCGCCCAGGAGGCGGCCGGUGAUGGUCCUGUAGAGGGCCGGCUCGCGGCCGACAUUGAGUCCAAGCCUUACCUUGCUGAGGACGAAGAUGCCAUGAAGAACCAGGCCCCUUCGGACUCUAGCGUCUACAAGUACUUCUUCAAGGCUUGUGGAUCCGCUGGUAUGGCCUUGUUCUUCGUCCUUGCCGCUGUCCUCGCGGCAGAGAGGUCGUUUGAGAAUGUUUGGCUCAAGAUGUGGGCCGAGUCCACGGAAGAUUCCUUGACCUACUACAUCUGUGUCUUUACAGGUUUGAUCAUGGGAGGCUUGGUACUUCUUUACGGCAUCUGCUUCUUCUUCUUCGACGUCCUUCUUGUGUCUUCUUCCCUCAAGUUGUACUUUGGUCAGCUCGAAACACUCAUUCAAUCACCCAUUUCCUAUGUUGUGACGGUUGGUUCAACCACUAUCGCCAAUAGGUUUAUACAGGAUAUUAUGCUAGUUGACGACGAGCUCCCCAUGGCUCUUGUCAACGUGACAACUGCUUUCUUCGGUGCCUUUGCGGAAUCCAUCAUCAUCUUCAUCUCCUCCAAAUACGUCUCCGUUUCCGUGCCUCUCCUUCUUCUCGUCCUCUGGGUCAUCCAAAGGUUUUACCUCCGCACCUCCAAGCAGCUCCGUCUCAUGGAUAUCGAGGCCAAGGCACCCCUAUCCGCGUUUAUGUUGGAAACCAUCAAGGGCAUCGCGUCCAUCCGCGCCUUUGGACGUUCCACCGAGUUCACGCGCAGGAACAGGGGUCACCUCGAGGACUCGCAAAAGGCCCUCUUCAUGCUACUCUCCGUGCAGGUCUGGCUCAAGAUGGUGCUGGACUUUGUCGUCUGCUUCUUGGCCAUCUUGGUCACUACGUUGGCGGUCGUCUUCCAGUCCUCGCAAUCGCCCGGAUUCCUAGGUCUCGCUCUUGUCAACUUGAUUUCUCUAAGCUCCAGCUUCAAGUACUUGAUCACCUUCUGGGCCAACCUUGAAUCCUCGAUUGGUGCUGUUGGUAGGAUCAAGCGCUUCAACGAGGAAGCAAAGCCUGAGGAGCCCAUGCAGCUCCCAGAGCCAUACCCCUCUCCUAAACUACCCUUGGCUCUCGAGAAUGUGAACCUAUCCAUAGACCCGGGCAGCAAGGUCGCCAUCUGCGGCCGCAGCGGAAGUGGAAAAUCAUCGCUUUUGGGCACGCUUCUGCGAUGCCUUGAUCUUACCUCGGGAAGCAUUGUCAUUGACGGACAGGAUAUUACCCGCAUUGAUCGUGACGCGCUACGUGGACGGAUCAUGACCCUUCCGCAAAAGUCUUUGUUCAUUGAUGAUUCGAUCCGUCAAAACAUGUUGCUUUGGGAGGAGGAUCCGUCUCUCACUAGCGACGAGGUUGACAGGCGGAUUGAGGCCGCCCUAAGGAGGGUGGGUCUCUGGGACGUUCUCUUCGAGCGCAAGCCCAUCAGUGCAUCAAGCAGUGAGGCGCCCAUGUCUUCCCGGACAUCUCUGAAGUCAUCUUCAUCCGCUACGGCUUGUCCUACGGAGGAUGGAAAGAGCAAGGACGAGAAGAAGAGUGACAAGUCGGAAGAAAAGGAGAAGAAGAUUGAGGAGGUGGUGAGCCUCGACAGCAGCCUUGAUGCGGAAGAACGUCUCAGCAUCGGUCAGCAACAGUUGUUCUGCCUGGCCCGAGCCCUCUUCCAGCGCAGCGAAUCUCACAUCGAGAUUAUCAAGAGGGAUUUGAAGGGCAAGACGGUCAUCGAAGUCAUCCACAGACUCGAGCACAUUAUGGAGUUUGACACCGUUGUCGUUGUCGACAGGGGACGAGUUGUCGAGAUCGGCAACCCUGGAGAGCUGUUGCAGAUGAGCGACGGUUACCUGAGGGAGUUGUAUCAGACUUCCAACAUGUAA
Molecule: messenger RNA, 4278 nt
Organism: Parascedosporium putredinis
Lineage: Eukaryota; Fungi; Ascomycota; Sordariomycetes; Microascales; Microascaceae
Source: the annotation of a GenBank genome assembly